Exophiala mesophila is the source of this 1869-nucleotide messenger RNA. RefSeq names its product methionine aminopeptidase, type I. NCBI's taxonomy places the organism in Eukaryota, Fungi, Ascomycota, Eurotiomycetes, Chaetothyriales, Herpotrichiellaceae. Gene Ontology annotation, molecular function: metalloaminopeptidase activity. Gene Ontology annotation, biological process: proteolysis. Bases 309 to 1451 code for a protein of 380 amino acids. The transcript is spliced from 4 exons. The record is from RefSeq and is a predicted model, not a curated record.
CAAAGACGGACCCAAUUUGUUUCCCCGCCAGUCUUUGAGACCGUGCAGUUCCUAUUCCUUCGUUACUGUAUAUUCUCUUGCAGAUCUUUCUACCGACUACAGAGGUCUCUAUACUUUGACAGGUCUUCCUGCUUUAUAAUUGCCUCUGGCAAUUAUUUUGUGUUACACGCCUGUCCAGGCUCAUUCAUCUACCGCAACGCCUCGCACCAUCGCGCCACAACAGCUCCUGCUUCGAAACACCCACGUAGCGAAAACCUUCCCUCUCGCCGUAGUCCAAAUCCCUCGUGGUCCUCUUCGAGAUUCCGACAAUGGAUCAAGAGGCGGCACAACCCCGGAAAUGCCCCGGCCUCAAUUGUGAGAACGAUGCCUCGACCUUGCAAUGCCCCAAGUGUAAAGAAAUGGGAGUCGAGAGUUUCUUCUGUUCGCAGGAUUGCUUCAAACGAAGUUGGGCUGAGCACAAAACCCUCCACAAAAAGAGCGGCCACUACAACCCGUUUCCCACCUACCGAUUUACCGGCCCCCUCCGUCCUGUAUAUCCUCUUUCACUCAAACGCGAAGUGCCCAAGUCAAUACCCCACCCUGAAUGGUCGCAAGACGGCAUCCCUAGAUACCCCUACGUGAGAAAGAACAAUGUCCAAAUUCUCGACGAGAAAGGCAUCGCGGGUAUGCGCAAAGUCUGUCGGUUAUCACGCGAAGUCCUCGAUAUCGCCGCAGCUGCCGCCAAACCCGGUGUCACCACCGACUAUAUUGAUGAGAUCGUCCACAAUGCGUGUAUCGAGAGAAAAGCUUACCCUUCACCGUUGAACUAUAACCAUUUCCCCAAGUCCGUGUGUACCUCGGUGAAUGAAGUCAUCUGCCAUGGCAUUCCCGAUCAGAGGGUUCUGCAAGAUGGUGACAUUCUCAACAUCGAUGUGUCACUCUACCACGAGGGGUACCAUGGCGACCUCAAUGAAACGUACUACAUUGGUGACAAGGCCCGAGCAGAUCCGGACAACGUUCGCUUGAUCGAGACCACCCGUCAAUGCCUGCAGAAAUCUAUCGAUCAUGUGAAACCAGGAGUUAAGAUUGGAGACUUUGGCGACAUAAUUGAGAAACACGCAAAAACACAAAAUCUCGGGGUUGUCAAAACAUACUGUGGCCAUGGCGUCAAUUCGCUAUUCCACUGUGCCCCGAACGUCCCUCACUAUGCCAAGAACAAAGCCGUGGGGAGAUGCAAAGCCGGCAUGACUUUCACAAUCGAACCCAUGAUCUGUCUAGGCACAUAUCGAGACGAGACGUGGCCCGAUGAUUGGACCGCGGUGACAGCAGACGGCCGUCGUUCAGCCCAAUUUGAGCAUACAUUACUCGUCACCGAAACUGGAGUCGAGGUGCUGACUGCAAGGUUACCCGACUCGCCUGGUGAACCAAUCGAAUUCCCUCCCCCUGCGACAAAUGGUGAGACAAAGGUGUGACAUAUGGAGUGUAUCUAUCCUCAAGCCAAAGACCACAAUCAGGGGGUUAUCAAGAGUACCCCACAUUCACCAUAGCCUUGGGAGACAGCAUUCAUGUUAGAUCUAGUGAUCACCAAGUAUGGUCGGAAGUGGAAAUCCUAAGGUAUUCAGCAAGACCAUGGACGCGACAAAGGGCAGGUUUUGCACAGAAUGUCAGCCAUGUAACAUCCAUUACAAUGUAUGUAGGAUGACUGCGCAAGACAGGCCCCGAUCAAUACUAUCCUUUGGCAUCAUCCUCAAAAAUGACUGCCUUUUGCAAAUGACGAUGUUGUGAUGGACGCUGACAGGUCCUAUUGCAUUGAUGUCAUCUGUCAUCCUGUCACUGAAUCUGUAUCGUCAUUCAACUUGCUUCCUGCCGUAAGAUAAGCUGACGUCGAUC